ACCGGAGGGGCUCAGAUCAUCGACCUCAUGAUGCUGGUCAUCGACGUCACCAAGGGCAUGCAGACGCAGUCCGCGGAGUGCCUGGUGAUCGGCCAGAUCGCCUGCCAGAAGCUGGUCGUGGUGCUCAACAAGGUGGACCUUCUGGCUGAGGGCAAGAGGCAGGCGGCCAUCGACAGGAUGACCAGGCGGAUGCAGAAGACGCUGGAGGGUACCAAGUUCCAGGGGGCACCAGUUGUGCCUGUGGCCGCCAAGCCCGGGGGACCAGAGGCCCCUGACACUGAAGCUCCACAGGGCAUCCCAGAGCUCAUCGAGGUACUGUCCAAGAUAUCCAUGAAGUCCAAAUGA
This is a messenger RNA of Dipodomys ordii (Ord's kangaroo rat), 345 nucleotides long. Its product is annotated as selenocysteine-specific elongation factor-like. Bases 28 to 345 code for a protein of 105 amino acids. Gene Ontology annotation, molecular function: translation elongation factor activity; GTP binding; GTPase activity. The record is from RefSeq and is a predicted model, not a curated record. The transcript is spliced from 4 exons. Gene Ontology annotation, biological process: selenocysteine incorporation. NCBI's taxonomy places the organism in Eukaryota, Metazoa, Chordata, Mammalia, Rodentia, Heteromyidae.